Messenger RNA from Penicillium verhagenii, 924 nucleotides. Its product is annotated as beta-ketoacyl reductase. Bases 1 to 924 code for a protein of 307 amino acids. Lineage: Eukaryota; Fungi; Ascomycota; Eurotiomycetes; Eurotiales; Aspergillaceae. The record is from RefSeq and is a predicted model, not a curated record. Gene Ontology annotation, molecular function: phosphopantetheine binding; fatty acid synthase activity. The transcript has 2 exons. Gene Ontology annotation, biological process: secondary metabolite biosynthetic process; fatty acid biosynthetic process.
AUGCUUGAAGCUGUCCUUGGGGAUAUCUCUUCGACAAUGCCUCCUGUCAAGGGCUGCAUACAGGCCACAAUGGUUCUUCGGGAUGCUAUGUUCGAAUCAAUGAGGCACUCUCAAUGGGUGAAAGCUACCGCUCCUAAGAUUUCUGGCACCUGGAAUCUUCAUCAACUACUCCCUUCCGGUUUGGAUUUCUUUAUCAUGAUUUCCUCCAUCUCGAGUGUCAUGGGCAAUCGAGGCCAAGCAAACUAUGCCGCAGCCAACAGCUUCAUGGACUCGCUCGCGCAUUACCGAACGGCCCGAGGGGAGCGUGGAACAUCACUCAACAUGGGCGUGUUUCUCUCGGCCGGUGCCGUUGCCGAGUCAUCCUCUUUAAGAGAGGAUUUUGCAUCCAAGCUCCCCUUUGUUCCCGUGACCGAGUCGGAGCUGCAUGCUCUACUUUCCAUAUACUGUGAUCCAUCGACUGGUAGGCCGGUUAAAGGAGAUUGUCAAGUCAUACUUGGGUUGACGACUUGUCAGGAAAUGUAUAAGCGCAACCCCGAUGCAGCAUACUGGCUUCAGAAGCCUGCCUUCCGGCAGAUCUUGGCCACUGACCACACCGGGCAAGGGAGUGACCAAUCUCAGCAUGGUUCUAGUGGAGUUGGGGGUAGUCUCUCAUCCGCUGAUUCGGUGGAAGCAACGGGGGUGGUGGUCAUGGAUUUGCUAUCAACUAAGCUCUCAAGCGCCCUAGGCAUCAAGAAAGAUGAUAUUUCAGGCAAGCAACCAAUGCAUAGCUAUGGGAUUGAUUCUCUUGUUGCAGUGGAGCUUCGGAAUUGGUUUUCAAAGGAACUCAACGUGGACAUUGCAGUCUUUGACAUGCUUGGAGGGGCCACAAUUGCAGCUGUUGUUGACCUGGCGGCAGGACGGAUCUUCGCUAAGCGCACAGGCUAG